Striga asiatica is the source of this 591-nucleotide messenger RNA. The record is from the annotation of a GenBank genome assembly. NCBI's taxonomy places the organism in Eukaryota, Viridiplantae, Streptophyta, Magnoliopsida, Lamiales, Orobanchaceae.
AUGCUCCACACACGGAAAAACGCUGGCCACAAAUUCCUUUUUUCGUCGUUACUCUUCGCAUCAAUUUUCUUUGCAUCACGCGCCGAAGUCCGAUUUUCCAACUCAGGCGAACCGGGCCUUCCGAAGGAGAAGAUGACAAGGCUUCGGUUUUACGUCCAGGAUUUUACCGGCGGCGAGAAGCGUACAGUCUGGCGCGUGGCCCAAUCCAAUUUGACCAAUAUCUUGCCGUCCAACUUUGGGCUCGUGGCUGUACUGGACAAUCUGGUGACAUCUGGGCCAGAAAUGAACUCUCGGGAAGUGGGCCGGAUGCAAGGUGUUAUUGGGAUGGCGGAUAUGCGCGUUAAGGCCCUAGUCAUGCUUCUCAACGUGGUUUUCACGAAAGGGGAGUAUAAGGGGAGCACCAUAAGUAUCCUGGGGAGGAACCCACUGGAUGAUGAGGUGAGGGAGGUCCCUGUGGUCGGGGGUACGGGGGCUUUUCGAAUGGCGCGUGGGUAUGUGAUUACGAACACGUAUUCUAAGAACGACACAUACGGUGUUUUCGAGUAUAAUGUAGUGAUUUGGCACCUCGAUGGCCAGGUGGCGUACGAAUGA